Molecule: messenger RNA, 3215 nt
Organism: Mauremys mutica (yellowpond turtle)
Lineage: Eukaryota; Metazoa; Chordata; Testudines; Geoemydidae
Gene: SCTR
Product: secretin receptor
Exons: 13
Coding region: 1-1359 (452 amino acids)
Biological process (GO): cell surface receptor signaling pathway; adenylate cyclase-modulating G protein-coupled receptor signaling pathway; brain development
Cellular component (GO): plasma membrane
Molecular function (GO): peptide hormone binding; G protein-coupled peptide receptor activity; vasoactive intestinal polypeptide receptor activity
Source: RefSeq, a predicted model, not a curated record
AUGUGGAGCAUCCUGGUGAUUCUUUUCUGGUUUUCAACUCUAAUUAUCAAAGCUACCCCACCAGUAUGUGACUUGCUGUUUGUCCUGAGGAAGGAAGAAGAACUCUGUGCUGAGAUGCUGUCCCAGGAAGGACAGAACAGAACAUCUGAAAAUGACCAGUUCAUGAGUUCAGGCAGAUGUGCUGGAAUGUGGGAUAACAUGAGCUGCUGGCCUUCUUCGUCAAUUGGACAGACUGUCAAUGCUCAUUGUCCAGAAUUCUUCCAAAUGCUUACUGGAAAAAAAGGUUUUGUGCAUCGAAACUGCACCAGUGAAGGUUGGUCAGAGACAUUCCCGAGAACUGAUGUUGCUUGUGGCUAUGACUUGAACAACACUGCCAAUGAGGAGAGACGUAUCUACUUCAUGAAACUGAAGACCAUGUACACAGUUGGAUAUAGUACCUCCCUUGGGACUCUGACAGUAGCCUUAGGAAUCCUGGCCUCAUUUAGAAGACUCCGUUGUACGAGGAACUACAUCCACAUGCAUCUGUUUACAUCCUUCAUUUUCCGAGCCUUGUCAAACUUAAUCAAAGACGCCGUUUUGUUUUCUUCUGAGGACGUUAACUACUGCGGGGCACACACGAUUGGGUGUAAACUCGUCAUGGUCUUCUUUCAGUAUUGCAUCAUGGCUAACUACAGUUGGCUUCUUGUGGAGGGACUGUAUCUCCACACCCUUCUGGUUGUUUCUUUCUUCUCGGAAAGGAAGUUCUUCUGGUGGUUCAUCGCCCUGGGAUGGGGCACCCCAACCAUAUUUGUUAUAGCAUGGUCCGUCACCAAGCACCUAUGUGAAGAUAUAGGGUGUUGGGACAUUAAUACCAAUGUUGCUAUCUGGUGGAUCAUUAGAGGCCCUGUAGUCCUGUCUAUUUUUGUUAAUUUCAUUCUUUUUGUAAAUAUUUUAAGAAUCUUAAUGAGAAAGCUCAAAUCGCCAGAAGGAAGGGGAAAUGAUUUCAACCAAUACAAGAGACUUGCAAAAUCGACACUCCUUCUCAUCCCCCUUUUUGGAAUUCACUAUAUCAUCUUUGCUUUUUUCCCUGGGGACGUGAACAGCGGCACGAUGGAAAUUCAGCUGUUUUUUGAAUUAGCACUCGGAUCAUUCCAGGGCUUUAUUGUGGCUGUGCUGUACUGUUUUCUCAAUGGCGAGGUUCAAUUGGAAAUUCACAGAAAAUGGAGGCAAUGGCAUUUAAGCCAACACGUCCACUUGAAUCAGCACCUUAACUCUUCAUCCAGUAACGGAGGAAGUGGUUUCACCCAGGUGAUACAGAUGAUGAAGCCCAGCCCUCAAGAGCAAAAGAGGCAGACUAUCCAGAAGUCAAGUGUAAUUUAGCAAAGUGCAGUCCAGGGCUACUUCUGUCCUAAAAUAUACAUGGGCAACUCCCAUGGGCUGCACCAGGAACUUCCUGAAUGUAUCCGAAAGCAGAACUUGGCUCUCAGUCAACUGUUCUUGCAGCAGAUCUGUUUGUCUAUAUCCUGUAUAGCGGUAUUACUACUAUGGUUAUUUUGCAAAGAUUCUGCUCUCCGCCCCCCUCCCCUCCCUUUUCUGGUUCCAUGACAACUAAAACCAGAUUAUAUACAACAUUCAUUGUACCUACAUUACUUGGAGGUACUGAGAAAGCGUCUGGAGCAAAAGCUGCAAACAUUUGAAAGGAGGUGCCUGGGUCAUAUCCUAGGAGGGACAAGGCUAGAUAAACUAGGAAAUGGUGACAUCUGUAGCGCUUGACAACAUUCAUUAAAGAGCACCGAUUACAGUGGAUUGGCCGUGUUGCUAGAAUGACCCCGCACCAACUGACUAAAACUGUUCUCUAUAGAAGAGUGCACAGUGAGAGGCUGUGGACAUCCAAGGAGAGAGUGGUAGAACACAGGGCAUAAAACCAACCAGCCAACUACCCAAGAGGCUUCAAAUGGCAGCUCAAACCAGACAUCGAUGGAAUCUUCUCAGACCCUCAGCCCUACCCAACCGUGCUGCUGGAAAAAGGAGACAAUGAUGACGAUUUCCACCUUGUGUGACGAGUCAGCCUUGAGUUACCUCUGAAACUGAGCUUGCUUAAACCUAAUCAGUCAUCCCUGAGCCAGAGAGUGUGAUGAGUCAUCAGAGGCAAUUACCUGCAGGUCUUGUGAUAGGUCCCAGGACAUUCAAACAGGGUUCAGCCAAUCCACAGGUGAGGAUCACGGCAGGUAUAUAGGCCCCUAAGGGACACAGUCUCUCCAGUCUGCUCAGUGUCACUACCUGGCUGGGAUCAUUCCCAUAGCCUUGUAGUUCUGUGUUGCCGACCAGGCCGUGGGCCGUCAGGCCUAAUGGUGAGGGCGAGAGUUCAUCCUACCAAUAAGAGCUGGGUCCCAGGUGGAUGGAGGGUCACUACUGGAGAGACAGAAGCCAAUUGCUAUAACUAAAGGGCCUGGUAUCAUGCCCUGAAUGGCUGUGGGGCCCAGGCUCAUAAACAGGACUGUUAAAGCAGCAGGCCUUUGGGGCUGUGGCACUGUGAGUUCUAAGGUGGUGCAGUGAAGCUCACUGGUUGCCUACCAGCACGAUUAGUCAGGGAGCAGGCCAGCAUCUGUUCCUGGCCGGUCUGGACCCUGACAUUCUGACAGACUGCUCCUGCUCCAGCUAGUCAUCACCCCUGCUUCAGUGCCUGUUUCUAUGCUAGCUAGACUCUGCUCCUGCCUCAGCUGGGUGCCUGGUGCUUCUGACACCUUGAUACACUCGGUAAUUCCUUCUUCCUAUAACAUGGCUUCCUUCCACUCCAUUGUGGCUGCAUUGGGCUCAUCAUUAUAAAAUGUUUCAUAUUUCUUUUUCUGUUGAAGGCUGGACUGUAGAUUUGAUUCUGCUUUGCAGGAUGAAGGUUGCACAAUGUAUUCUAAAGCACCAUAUUAGUUAAAGAUGUAGAAUUUGUUGUUUAACCCUUUGUUUCAACCUUUAAAACUUGUCUGUCUUUAAAAUCUCCCAAUUGUAGGUGAAAUGUGCUGGGAAGGCUAGGGCUCGGUCCAGCUGUUGUUUCUGUCCUAGCUAUACAAUGGAUACAUUGUAGGUUUCAAUGGCAUCAGAAUAUAUGGGAACAGUUUUCUUCCCUUCGACUGUUCUAACAAUGCAGUUAUCAGAAAACAACACAAUAGUAUUGUCUGGGUUAAUAUGAUCACUUGAACUGGUAGAAGCAGAGACCCAUUCUGACAAGUUCCCAUACUAGU